Molecule: messenger RNA, 1575 nt
Organism: Ascochyta rabiei
Lineage: Eukaryota; Fungi; Ascomycota; Dothideomycetes; Pleosporales; Didymellaceae
Product: 3-hydroxyphenylacetate 6-hydroxylase
Exons: 2
Coding region: 1-1575 (524 amino acids)
Molecular function (GO): oxidoreductase activity, acting on paired donors, with incorporation or reduction of molecular oxygen; iron ion binding; heme binding
Source: RefSeq, a predicted model, not a curated record
AUGAUCUCCACAAUCACGCCCAUUGUCGCCGAGCAACUCGCCAACCAUCCGCUCCGGUCCAUGCUCGUUCUUCUCCUCAUCACACCCAUUGCCUACCUGAUCUCCAACGAGUAUGUUCGCUACACGCGCCGUCUCAAGGGUUUCUCGGGACCCAGAAACUGGCCUCUCGUCGGCAACAUUCCAGAUAUCAAAUACAACGCGGCAGAGAAGUACCGCGAAUGGUCUAGGCAAUACGGCGCAGUUUACCAGAUCCAACUCGGCAACGAGCCUGUAGUGGUGGUGAACAGCGCGGAAGCAGCGCGCAAAAUCUUCGGCGGUAACAGCCAGGCGCUCAGCUCGAGACCGGUGUUUUGGACGUUCCACAAGGUGCUGAGCAACACGGCGGGCACGACGAUCGGAACGAGUCCGUUCAACGACAGCUUGAAGAGGAGGAGAAAAGGGGCUGCGAGCGCGCUCAACAAGCCGAGUAUUGCGACGUAUGUCGACCACCUGGAUUUGGAGACGAAAGACUUUGUCAAGGAUGGGUUUGAGUCUGGACGUGCCGGGACGGUUGGCGUGGACCCGAUGCCGAUGAUCGAGCGGCUUUCGCUUUCGUUGAGCCUGACGCUGAACUGGGGAACGCGCAUGGGCAGCCGUGAAGAUCCCAUGUUCCAUGAGAUUACAGAGGUUGAGGCUGCGAUCAGCAAGUUCAGAUCCACGACGGGCAACCUGCAAGACUACAUCCCCAUUCUGAGGUUGAACCCGUUUAGCGGAGGUACGAAGAUGGCGAAGGAGUACCGGGUCCGGCGCGAUGCGUACUUGCACCGACUGAACAAGGACUUGGAUGAUCGUAUGGAGAAGGGAACGCACAAGCCGUGCAUCCAGGCCAAGAUCAUCGAGGACAAGGAAGCUGCGCUGAACAAGGAGGAGCUUACUUCGAUCAGCCUGACGAUGCUUUCUGGCGGUCUCGAUACGAUUACCACGCUCGUGCAGUGGAGUGUUGCUCUCCUGGCCCAGCGACCGGACAUCCAGAACAAGGCCGUGGCUGAGAUCCGCAAGCUGUACUCGGAAGAGCAGCCGCUGGCGGAUGCGUACGAUGACCAGAAGUGUGCGUACAUUGUCGCGCUAGUCAGGGAGUGUCUGCGCUUCUACACUGUGCUACGCCUGGCGCUCCCACGUGCCACAGUCAAGGAUGUCAUCUACGAGGGCAAGUUGAUUCCGGCUGGGAGCACAAUCUACCUCAACGCGUGGGCGUGUAACAUGGAUCCAGACGUCUGGUCCGACCCCGAGACCUUCCGCCCGGAGCGCUGGCUCGAGCAGCCUGAUGCACCGCUCUUCACGUACGGCCUCGGAUACCGCAUGUGCGCUGGCUCGCUGCUUGCAAACCGUGAGCUGUACCUCGUGUUCCUGCGCGUGCUGAACAGCUUUGAGCUCGUCAAGGACUCGGAUGUUGACACACAUCCCGUGAGGGGAAGCGCAGACCCGACGAGUUUGGUGUGCAUGUGCAGACACUACAAGAUCAAGUUUGUGCCUAGGAACGAGAGGGCGCUGCGGCAGGCGUUGAAGGAGGCAGACGAGCGGUUGGCGGAGGAAUGA